This is a messenger RNA of Guillardia theta CCMP2712, 411 nucleotides long. RefSeq lists its product as hypothetical. The coding region runs from base 1 to 411 and encodes 136 amino acids. The record is from RefSeq and is a predicted model, not a curated record. Lineage: Eukaryota; Cryptophyceae; Pyrenomonadales; Geminigeraceae. The transcript has a single exon.
AUGGGUGGAGAAGCGAGCACGAGGGAUAAGGGGUGGGAUGGAGGCGGUGUUCGAUCGCGACAGGAGCAGGGGAAGGAGCAGGAUCAGGAGAAGAAGCAGGAGCAGGAGCAGAAUCAGGAGCAGGAGAAGGAGCACAGGAGCACAGGAGCACAGGAGCAGGAUCAGGAGCAGGAACAGGAUCAGGAGCAGGAGCAGGAGCAGAAUCAGGAGCAGGAGCAGAAUCAGGAGCAGGAGCAGAAUCAGGAGCAGGAGCAGGAGCAGGAGCAGGAGCAGGAGCAGGAGCAGGAGCAGGAGCAGGAGCAGGAGCAGGAGCAGGAGCAGGAGCAGGAGCAGGAGCAGGAGCAGGAGCAGGAGCAGGAGCAGGGGGCGGAGCAGGGGGCGGAGCAGGUCCCAGUGAGCAGCCUCUUCUGA